This is a messenger RNA of Ylistrum balloti, 2967 nucleotides long. RefSeq names its product mucin-2-like. The transcript is spliced from 10 exons. The coding region runs from base 1 to 2967 and encodes 988 amino acids. The record is from RefSeq and is a predicted model, not a curated record. Lineage: Eukaryota; Metazoa; Mollusca; Bivalvia; Pectinida; Pectinidae.
AUGUAUUCCGAAAGGGUACAACACGUCAUAAUGCUGAAAAAUGGUGUUUUGGUUUUGGUGCUGGUAGUAUAUUUAUUCUCCGUCUGCAAUGCCAUGACAAUUGAUCCAGAAUUCGCUAUGUGCUACAGUGUGUGCCCAACCACUACUGCUUCGACAACAACCACUACUACACCAGCUCCUACACAAACUUCCUCAACCGCUACUACACCAGCUCCUACACAAACUUCCUCAACCGCUACUACACCAGCUCCUACACAAACUUCCUCAACUACUACUACACCAACUCCUACACAAACUACCUCAACCACUGCUACAUCAGUUCCUACAAAACUUACCACUUCAUCGACACAUACACCAACCACAACCACUAUUUCAACUCAAACACAGUCUAACACAACCACUUUGAUGACGUAUGUGCCUACUGCAACAACCAUCUCUUCGGGACAAUCUUCCAAAUUUACUCCAUCAACGCAACCUACCAUAUCGACAGCUGCUGAAACAACUCCGACUAAUACAGCUAUUAAUACAACAAUGGUGUCAUCUAUUUCCCUCACUACUGUAAACGUAUCGAUGACUACCAUUAAUGAAUCAAACAAUGCAAAAACAAUGACGCCAACUAUAAAAACUACCGAAACAGCAGCUGCACACACAUCCAGGAAUACUCAUACUCCAUCUUUAACAACUUUGGAUCCAUCUCAAACCACAGUUUAUCAAAGUACCAAGGUAAAUACAACUUCAGAUAAAACGAAAAGCUCGUCUGCUACGUUAUCUACAACACCUGUAACAAACAAAACAGAAAAAAUGAACACGACAUCAUCUAUUCUGGAUACUAAGUCCACUCUUCCAAUGUCUAAUGGUAACCCUAGAGAUAACACCACAACGACAACAACAGCAACAAAGACAAUGGAAUCGACAACUGUUGUGACGACAUCAGAUGCAACAAGCAUGAAAGUCGACCAAACAACAAACGGUUCCUCAGAUAACUCAACAAACGAUAAAGUAAGCACACCAAAAUCAUCGAUAUCGGGUGACGCGACAAGGAGCACUUCAGCAAUGACCUAUACAUCAACUACAUCAAUAAAAACAACGUCUUUUACCGAGUCAACGACAACAUCGAGAACUGUUCCUGAUUCCUCAGUUGAUCCAAACGGAGGCAUGACAACAGCAAACAUGACAUCCGGGUUAUUCACAACAGAAGCGACAACUAAUCCAUCGUCAAUUUCAUCCACAUCCACAGAUGCAAUGACAACAUCGAUAUCUACAACUAAAAUCCCGGUUACAUCCAACACUACAAGUCCUGUAACAAAUACCACGGUCACAACACAUUCCAAAGAUACUCCAUUCGUUUCAACAACAACAGUACCGUCAACAUCACUCGCAUCCACAGUAAGAGUGCCAUCCGUGAACACAACACCAUUAAAAUCAACAACGACAACAAGAACACCAAUAACAGAUUUGACCUCUACGGCUAAUUCAACAAUAGUGACGCCAAGUAAAGAAUACUUAUCUACAUCCGUAACAUCUCCCAGAACACCAGGCGUUGUGUCCAACCCAUCAUCCACUAACGCACUCUCAAAUACACCAACUCUGACUAGCUCAUCCGUAUCCGCAACAGAUACAUCAACGAAUACUCCAUUUGCUUCUUCAGCAACUAAAUCUGAAGGAAGUACGGGAGUAACUUCAAAUACCACAUUUUCGUUCUUGACUACGAAUUUAAAUACAAGUGAGAUAAUUUCAACAACUACAGCAUCUACUUUAGAUAUGACUAAAUCAAGUCCGACGAAUUCUAAUAUAACGUCCGCAACACUCUCAUCAACUGCUUAUACUACUGAUACAUACAAUAACACUGCAAUUAAUAAAGUUACGACUUCAACAGCGCUCAACACAUCAACAUCAUUGUCUUCAACAACUAAAGAUGCGUUCACAACAGCCACAACUACAACCUCACCAACUCCGACAACAACAACAACGCCAUCCACAACAACUAUAGACUGCAUAGCAGUUUGUCGAGCCUGGGGAAGAACGCCUAUCUUAACGUCAUCUUCACUUGUGACGUCAUCGUCAUUACCAUCGUCAUCAGUGACGGCGUCUCCGUCACCGUAUGACAAUGUGGAACCUCAAUGGACAAUAGCUGUUUUCCCGUUACAUUUUACAAUUUCCUUUAACGUUCCUUGGAGUUCAAGCUAUGACGUAACAACAUCAAAGGUUUAUUUAAGCAUAUCGAACAAAAUCCUAAUCUUUUUAGAGUCUGUUUACAUUCACAUCCCUGGCCUUCGUAGUUCGACAGUUAUUGAUUUAAGGCGCGGAAGUGUUGUGUGUACCUACUCGCUCAGUGUAUCAGCCUCACUGUAUCGAACCCCUGGUGCCUACAACCUCACUAUGGAAAAGAUAAAUGAUGCCCAAGAACAAAUGGAAUCAAUGCGGCUUGCAGCCAACAUUGGGGAGCUUAGUGUGAACUAUAUCAAAAACCAAAGAGGAAUGGAAUUUGCCCAAGCCCUAGAGGACUCCCGAUCGCCUUGUAAUGCUACAAAUAUAUGCCCGUUAGGUUACACGUGCCUUUACACGUCCGGAGAGACUACGUGUGUACACAUGUGUAAGAACGAUAACCCAUGUCACAACGGAGGCACGUGUUAUGUAAAUGAACAGAGCAAGGUUGGAUGCAAAUGUAAGCCUAAUGCAGACCUGGUAUAUUUUGGAGAUUAUUGUGAAAGUUCCGAUGAACGGCUAGCAUUAGAAUCAAAAUACAUUAUAACAAUUGCCUGUGUAUCGGGCGCUGUGCUCAUACUACUUCUGGUAUUUAUCAGCUGUUUAUGUAUUCAGAAAAGACCAUUCGACAGAGGAGAAUAUAGUUUUCAAGAGUUUAACGACGCAUACUACUACAGAUCGACUAAAGAUGAUGUAGAUACUAUACACAAGUUAUAUGCUGUAGAUAACAGGGCUUACGACCACACCUCUCUCGAUACCUAG